Molecule: messenger RNA, 450 nt
Organism: Entrophospora sp. SA101
Lineage: Eukaryota; Fungi; Glomeromycota; Glomeromycetes; Entrophosporales; Entrophosporaceae
Source: the annotation of a GenBank genome assembly
AUGGAAGUUAUUCAAGCUGAUAUUCUUUAUAUGCCAUUUGAAAAGGUAGGUGGAAUAACUUAUAUGUUUUGCCUUACUUGUAUAGAUAUAGCUUCUCGAUAUAAAGGUGCCGUUCCAAUUGGAACUACUCUUGAUGUUUUGAAUAUGGAAGAUUUUUCUCUAGAAGGUGUACUAACUUCAUCUGUAGUUGCCGAUGCCUUUGAAAAACUUUUAAACGAUCCUAAUAAUCUUUUUAGAUGGGAUAAGUUAAAAUUAGUAAUUACAGAUAAAGGCUUGGAAUUUAAAGGUCAUUUUGAAAAACUCUUAAAAAAACGUAAAAUAAAAAAUCAGAAGGCUAAUUCUAAUAAUACUAUGGGUCCUAACGAAAGCUUUAAUAAGACUUUAAGUAAAAAAUUGUUUCAAAUACAAGAUGCGCAGGAAUUAUUAUUGCCUAUACCUCAAAGAUGUUGA